UAGAAUUUCUCUCUCUCUCCCUCUCUCUCUCAUACCUCCUCUAUAUCUUCCAUUAUCUCUUUUCUCUCUUCCUCCCUAUCAAUCCCUCUGUCUCAGGCACAAGCCCCUUCUAACCAGACACACUCUCAAUCUCUCUCUCUCCCUCUUUCCCUCUCUCUCAAUGCAUCCAUAUUUUUUCCCCAUCCUCUAACCUUUAUUACAAGUUAGUGUUUCCUUCUCUGAAAACCUUUACUUCAUUUCUCUCUCUCUAUCCAUCUCUCCCUACCUCUCUCCGGCAGACCCAUUUGCACAAGCUUUGCUCUGAUUUUUUCCCAAUUCUUUCAGUCUCUCUUUCUUUCUCGGGCCUUUUCCUCUUAUUCCUCUGUGGGUUUUUUCUUUAACAGCGUAUCUCUCUCACUCUCUCUCUACAUUCAUCUAUCAGUCCUGCAACAAGAAAAGAAGAAAAAUAUUAGGGAGAGGCGUUUAUCUGUUUCAUUGGUUCUCAAAGAACCUCUCAGAUAAUCAAUCAAUUACAGAGAGAGAAAACUGUGGUGAGGGAUUCGCGAUUUGGGUGAAGAUGAGUCGAAGGGUUAGGCGAAAGGGUGCCCAUGCUAGAGAGAAAGAUAAGGUUUCUGUAGUGACAGAUUGCAUAAGAAGUGUCGGGGUUUGUGAAGAGGGUCCUGCAAUUAUGUCAGAAGAAGCAGGAUUGGUCGACUGGACCAGCUUACCUGAUGAUACAGUAGUUCAGAUAUUAUCUUGCUUGAAUUACAGAGAUAGGGCAAGCUUGGCAUCAACUUGCAAAACCUUUAGGCUUUUGGGUCAUGCUCCUUGUUUAUGGACCUCGUUGGAUAUGCGAGCGCACAAGCUCGAUUUAGUAACUGCUUCCUCUCUCUCUAAUCGAUGUUCUAAGCUUCAAAAGCUUCGGUUUCGUGGCUCUGAUUCAGCAAAUGCCAUUAUCAAUCUCCAAGCUAAAGAAAUUAGAGAGAUAAGCGGUGACUCUUGUCAAGCUAUAACUGAUGCUACUCUCUCCGUAAUGGCUGCAAGGCACGAGGCCUUAGAAAGCCUACAAAUCGGGCCUGAUUUUUGUGAGAGGAUUUCAAGUGAUGCUAUAAGGGCCAUUGCUCUUUGUUGCCCAAAGCUCAAGAGGCUCAGGCUUUCUGGCAUUAGAGAGAUAGACGAAGAUGCCAUUGUAGCUCUAGUUAAUAACUGCAAGCAAAUUGUAGAGUUUGGGUUCAUGGACUGUGUCAAUGUUGACACAGUAGCUUUGGGCAAUGCCCAUGCCAUUAGAUAUCUUUCUAUAGCUGGAACCAGGAAUAUAAAUUGGGCUUUGGCUUCUCAAUUAUGGAGCAAAUUACCCAACUUGGUGGCUUUAGAUGUUUCUCGAACUGAUGUGCCUCCUAGUGCCGCCUAUAAGUUACUCUCUUCUGAAAAUUUGAAGGUCCUCUGUGCACUGAACUGUCCUAUUCUUGAAGAUGGGGGAAAUUAUGGAGCUUAUGUUAUCAAGUCCAAGGUACUUUUAGCCCUUUUCACUGAUAUUAUCAAAGGCAUCAAUUCCGUAAGCCCAGACUUUGGUAGAGAAAACACACUUUCGGGGCACAAAACAAGAGCAGCAAAGAGAGAGAGAAAUGGGGUGUGGAGAAGGAGGGCCUUGGAACCUAGAGACAAGAAUUUGAGUGAUUUGAUGGGUUGGCUCGAGUGGGUUCUCUCUCAUACUCUGUUGAGGAUUGCAGAGAGUAACCCCCCUGGUUUGGAUAGUUUUUGGCUAAGGCAAGGAGCUUCUUUGUUGUUGAGCUUAGUUCAAAGCCCUCAAGAAGAUGUUCAAGAGAGGGCUGCCACUGGCCUUGCGACCUUUGUUGUGAUCGAUGAUGAAAAUGCGACUGUUGACCCUGAAAGGGCAGACUCCGUGAUGUCUGGUGGUGGAAUCCGGCUACUAUUAGACCUCGCGAGGUCUUGUCGUGAAGGCAUACAAUCUGAAGCAGCAAAAGCUAUAGCAAACCUCUCGGUGAAUGCUGACGUUGCAAAAGCUGUUGCCUUGGAAGGUGGCAUCAGCAUUCUUGCUGAGCUUGCAAGAUCACCAAAUAGGUUGGUUGCCGAAGAGGCUGCUGGUGGAUUAUGGAAUCUUUCAGUAGGAGAGGAGCACAAGGGUGCCAUUGCAGAGGCUGGAGGUGUAAAAGCUCUAGUAGAUCUUAUUUUCAAGUGGCCCUCUGGUGGAGAUGGAGUUCUAGAACGUGCGGCUGGUGCACUUGCAAAUUUGGCUGCUGAUGACAAAUGUAGCAUGGAGGUUGCUAUGGCAGGGGGUGUACAUGCUUUGGUGAAGCUUGCUCGGUCUUGCAAAUUCGAAGGAGUGCAAGAGCAGGCUGCUCGUGCCUUAGCCAAUUUGGCUGCUCACGGUGACAGCAACGGGAAUAAUGCUGCUGUUGGAAAAGAGGCAGGUGCACUAGAAGCCCUGGUGCAACUCACCUGUUCUCAUCACGAAGGAGUAAGGCAGGAGGCUGCUGGGGCUUUGUGGAAUCUAUCAUUUGAUGACAGAAACCGUGAAGCAAUUGCUGCAGCUGGUGGUGUUGAGGCCUUGGUUGCUCUUGCACAGAGCUGUUCAAAUGCUUCACAAGGCCUUCAAGAAAGGGCUGCAGGUGCCUUAUGGGGAUUGUCAGUAUCUGAAGCAAACAGCAUUGCUAUUGGAAGAGAAGGAGGUGUUGCGCCCCUCAUCGCAUUGGCAAAAUCUGAAGCCGAAGAUGUCCAUGAGACUGCUGCUGGUGCAUUAUGGAAUCUUGCUUUCAAUCCUGGCAACGCCCUUCGAAUUGUUGAGGAGGGAGGAGUUUCAGCUCUUGUUCAUCUCUGUUCCACCUCAGGCUCAAAAAUGGCACGCUUUAUGGCUGCAUUGGCUCUCGCUUACAUGUUUGAUCGAAGAAUGGAUGAAAUUGCAUUGAUAGGUUCAUCCUCAGAUGGAGCUUCAAAGAGUGCAAGCUUAGAGGUGGCUAGAAAAGUUGCACUCAAACACAUUGAAGCAUUUGUUCGGACAUUUUCAGACCCGCAAACCUUCUCAGCAGCGGCGACAUCCUCUGCCCCUGCUUCCUUGGCACAAGUAGGGGAAGCGGCACGCAUACAAGAAGCAGGCCAUCUUAGAUGCAGUGGGGCAGAGAUUGGGAGGUUCGUUAGUAUGCUCCGUAACACUUCGUCUAUUUUGAGGUCAUGCGCUGCCUUUGCUCUUCUGCAGUUUACCAUUCCUGGUGGGCGGCAUGCACUACACCAUGCGAGCCUGUUGCAGAAGGCAGGGGCAGCGCGCGUCCUCCGAGCAGCAGCAGCAGCAGCAGCGGCCAGUGCUCCCAUUGAAGCCAAGGUAUUUGCAAGGAUCGUGCUACGAAACCUUGAGCACCAUCAUGUCGAAGCUUCACUCUAAGGGAAGAAACAAAAAAUCCAUCAAUGGAGUUCAGUGCUAGGCUUCACUGUAGAGAGAGAAGAAAACGUGCUAUGGCGGCUGCUCUAAUUUAUGAGGGGAAAAAGGCAACAAUGGAGGUCAGUCUUUGAUCUCUGAAAGGACCCAAUUACCCUCUCAUAUCAACUGGGAGAUUGAUAGAGAUAUCUGUGGGGUCAUCAUGCUGAAAAAGCAUAUAUCAUGGUUCUAACCAAAAAAAAAAAAAAAAAAUUUUUUUUUUUUGUUUUAGUGUAGGCAUAAGGUCAUUGCAAUUUUUGUGGACACAUUCGGCUUAACUAUUUAGAAGUCUUAGGUUCAUUUUGAUUUGGUCUAUUGCAAAGUGUGGCGUAGUUCAUAUACAUGCAUAUUUAAAAUAAUGUGUGUGUAUCUAUUGUAUGUUUUUUACAUGUACAAUGAGGUACUGAGGGGUUAAAAGGACCCAGUAUCUCUCUCUACCAGUUUUGUAUUCUAUUGAAUGUUAGGGUGCUAUGGUUAUUGGUAUGUUUGUAAUGUCUUGUUUGCUGGAUUUGGUGAAGUGAAUUCCUAUUGGAGGCAGUCUGGUUUUGCUUUUCCUUU
Messenger RNA from Amborella trichopoda, 3967 nucleotides. RefSeq names its product protein ARABIDILLO 1. Lineage: Eukaryota; Viridiplantae; Streptophyta; Magnoliopsida; Amborellales; Amborellaceae. Gene Ontology annotation, molecular function: protein binding. The record is from RefSeq and is a predicted model, not a curated record.